Molecule: messenger RNA, 456 nt
Organism: Tetranychus urticae (two-spotted spider mite)
Lineage: Eukaryota; Metazoa; Arthropoda; Arachnida; Trombidiformes; Tetranychidae
Product: TATA-box-binding protein 2-like
Biological process (GO): DNA-templated transcription initiation
Molecular function (GO): DNA binding
Source: RefSeq, a predicted model, not a curated record
AUGCAAAUAGUUAAUGUCGUUUCACUUUGGGACCUUGGGAAAAAAGUUCGUUUAUUAAAAAGACUGAAGAAGUUUAAUGCCGAUGUCAUUAAAGAUGGAAGUAACUGUUUAUUGUUAUUUGAAUCUGGAAAGAUAAUUGCUACCGGUUUCAAAUCUUUCUAUGAAUCUAAACGGUUCGUUAAUUCAACUUAUCCAAGUGCAAAGUUCAUUAAAAUCAUUAAUAUGACUGCAGUUGCAACCAUCCGUGACAAAAUUGAUUUAUCUGUCUUAAGCUAUGAGCCUGAAAUUUAUCCUGCCCAUCUUUGGAAGAAAAACAAGCUCUGUGUUGUUUAUUAUGCCUCAGGUAAGUUGAUAAUUACCGGAGGUAGAUCACAUAGAGAUCUUCAUCAAGCAUACAAAGAAUUCAGAGAGGUGACAAGUAUAAAAAGAGAUGAGCAAAAGCAAAUUGAUCAUUGA